Salvia hispanica is the source of this 1339-nucleotide messenger RNA. RefSeq names its product kiwellin-1-like. NCBI's taxonomy places the organism in Eukaryota, Viridiplantae, Streptophyta, Magnoliopsida, Lamiales, Lamiaceae. The record is from RefSeq and is a predicted model, not a curated record.
UGUGCACAUAUUUCUGGCUACAUGGGAAAAUUACAUGGUUUCCUUGUUCAUGCCUGCAAGGAGAAUCCUCGAACAUAUAAAACUGAUAGAACAAUCAUUAGUUCUAUAUUAGCAGUGCUAACUGUAUCAGCCACUAUAAAUAUGCUUAUACCAAAUCCAAGUUCACACACCACAAAAGCAAGACCUACAACAAAAAGAAGAAGAAAAAUGAGAAAUCUUGGCUUGACAUUCUUGGUCCUCUCUGUCCUGAUCUUGUCAUUGAGCUUGAGCAUUGAUGCUAAAGGCAAAACCUGCAAACCGAGUGGCAAGAUCAAGGGCAAGAAACCACCUAAAGACAAAUGCAACCGGGAUCACGACUCCGACUGCUGUGAAAGUGGCAAGUACUACACCACCUACAAAUGCUCGCCCCCGGUCACUGGCCAGACUAAAGCAGUUCUCACCAUCAAUGGCUUUGAGAAAGGGGAUGACGGUGGAGGGCCGUCAGAGUGUGAUGGAAAGUUCCACUCAGACGACACCCCCAUCGUGGCACUCUCGACAGGGUGGUUCAACAACAUGAAGAGGUGCUUCCAUAAUAUCACCAUUCAUGGAAAUGGGAGGAGUGUGACUGCCAUGGUGGUGGAUGAGUGUGAUUCCACCAUGGGGUGCGAUGAUGAGCACGACUAUCAGCCUCCGUGCCCCAACAACAUUGUCGAUGCUUCUGAAGCCGUCUGGAAAGCUCUGGGAGUGCCUGAGGAUGAUUGGGGUGAGAUGGAUAUCAAGUGGUCUGAUGGACGCCUUCAAUCUUGCAACCCGAGUGGAAAAAUCAGAGGAAAGAAACCACCUCCGGGGCAAUGCAACCAGGAAAACGAUUCCGAUUGCUGUAAACAAGGGAAGCUCUACACCACUUACAAAUGUUCUCCCCCCGUUUCUGGAAGCACGAAAGCAGUUCUCACCAUCAACAGCUUCCAGAAGGGAGGAGACGGAGGCGGCCCAUCCGAGUGUGACAAUCAGUACCACUCUGAUGACACACCAGUCGUCGCGCUAUCAACUGGUUGGUACAGCGGAGGGAGCAGAUGCCUCAACAACGUAACCAUAAGUGGAAAUGGCCGGAGUGUGACAGCAAUGGUGGUGGAUGAGUGUGAUUCCACCAUGGGAUGUGAUGCCGAUCACGACUAUCAGCCACCGUGUCCUAACAACAUCGUUGAUGCCUCGAAGGCUGUCUGGAAAGCCUUGGGGGUUCCCGAAGGCGACUGGGGCGACUUGGAUAUCACCUGGUCUGAUGCUUAGUAUGUAAGAAUAUUUACCAUCUCUUCCUCUAUUAAAUCAUGUCAAUGCAUGUAAUAUGUGAUUCCUGUAUCAU